Molecule: messenger RNA, 2001 nt
Organism: Symbiodinium pilosum
Lineage: Eukaryota; Dinophyceae; Suessiales; Symbiodiniaceae
Source: the annotation of a GenBank genome assembly
AUGGGAACUGUUUACCGCAUCUUUCAAGGCUUGUUUGCAUGGUAUUGUCUCAACCUCGCGAUACAGCUCUACUCAGCGUUUCAUGCCCCUCGCUGCCCAGCAAAUUUGAGCCAACAACGCUGUUAUCGUCCUUUGUAUCAAAGAGAUGAGUUGGUCGACAUACAUGUCUUCGUUACGACGACAGCAGGGUUGCAGUGGUGGACUGAUGAAGGCUUCAAGCAGCUUGUUCCCUUCUUCAACACAUCUGUUUCUUAUGGAGGUCUUCAGUCGCCUCGUAUCUCGGCGAUCCUCCCGCUUUCUAGAUCAGAACUGCAGGGGGUCCGGCAAAACGAGUCAGUCCUUCAUGCGCACUGCUUCUUCGUCAGAUCUGGUGUGAGGCUGGCAGAUGAGAUUCGCCGCUUAACAUUCCGUGAACUCCCGGGCGUGAUCAGCGACAACGCGUUACAUGCAGCGGCGCAGAUUACCAAACACUUGCCGCAGGUGCAGCAGCAUCGACGAAAUCUUCUGGCACAACAGCAGGAUGAUUCUCCUACAUCCGAGCGCGCGGUUGAGGUGGCCAUGCUGGCAGGCUGGAACAUGUCUAUCUAUCCCCGAAGCUGCAUGUUCUGGGCCGGAUCACUCUUUGUGGCAUCCCACUUCUUUGAGCCCACGCUGCUUCUGGCAACUUUGCGGCACAGCCUUCUGGUCCUCAUGCCCUUGCUGUUUCAGCAAGGAAGAGAUUCCAAGGCCGGUUCGUAUGGUGUGCCGGAGGUGCUUCAGCCAUCCGUUCCAGCCGAAAUAUCUCCACACUUGGUCCCGGUCUUUCGACUUGAACUUGCAGCUGAUUUCGAGGUGUAUGAUGGCAGACACCCACCCCCGCUGCUGUACAAGGAGCUGAUCUUCGAACGUGAUGUAGCAGGGCCUCGCGAACGGGAUGUCAGAUAUACGGUGUUGCAGCCAAGGCAAGCGGAGGGGCCAAGGUAUGCUCCCCCCUUCUUUGUGGACACCGCGAGUUUCCGUUCCAAAGACUGGCGCCCGCUGGACAGCAACGCGUCGAGGCCUGACCCCGACGUGCAGGUGGAGGUGGAGUUUACCGGCAUGUUCAAGUACAGCAUGGUGCAGACAUUCCGGGAAGGAAUGAAAAUGUACCUGCGAAUGGGCAUCAGCGAGCGGGAUCUCGAUGACUUCAAGGACAUGCUUUUCCGGCAGCCGCUGCAUAUUCUCCUUGCCCAGCAGGUCAUUGGCUUCCUUCAAGUCACGCUACGCAUGCUGGCGUUCAAAAAUGACAUCACAUUCUUCAAAGGUCGCUCUGACUACACCGGCUUGUCCAGCCGAUCCCUUGCCACAGACACUCUGCAGGAAGUUGUGCUCUUCUUUUAUCUUUAUGAUUUCGACGGCAUCUCAAGGCUGCUGUUGUGGCAAUUUGGGAUGUCUGCGGCCAUCAGCUUCUGGAAAUACGCGCGUGUAGCACGGCUUGGAACAAGGUGGGCUUACGCUUUGCCCUGGGCAAAGUAUGGCCGAUGCGCCUCCUCGACGUCAUCGGCUGAAUGUGACCAGGCGGGCGAGGCAUUCACUGAGGACGUAGAUGCUAGGGGUAUGCGCUAUUUGAAGUACGUCUUGUACCCGCUCUCUGCUGCUUGGGGAGUGUAUAACUUGUAUCAUCACUCGUAUAAAAGCUGGUGGAGUUGGAUGAUUUCAUCGAUGGCAGACUUUGCUUAUACGUUUGGCUUCGUGAACAUGAUGCCGCAAAUUUUUAUCAACUACAAGUUGAAGUCAGUUGCCCAUAUGCCCUGGCGUGUUUUGAUGUACAAGUUCUUCAACACCUUCAUUGAUGACAUCUAUGCUUUCGUUAUCGCAGCCGACCAGAUGACCAACAAGCACAGGUACAUGACUUUACGAGAUGAUGUGGUUUUUCUCAUCUUUUUGUAUCAGCGUCAUAUCUACAGAGUGGACCUGCAGCGUCCGGACGAGUUUGGCAACGUCUAUGAUGACACGUUUUCCGCUGAGAAGAAGGAUGACUGA